Messenger RNA from Capsicum annuum, 1058 nucleotides. Its product is annotated as soluble inorganic pyrophosphatase PPA1-like. Gene Ontology annotation, cellular component: cytoplasm. The coding region runs from base 266 to 877 and encodes 203 amino acids. The record is from RefSeq and is a predicted model, not a curated record. Gene Ontology annotation, molecular function: magnesium ion binding; inorganic diphosphate phosphatase activity. The transcript has 8 exons. Gene Ontology annotation, biological process: phosphate-containing compound metabolic process. Lineage: Eukaryota; Viridiplantae; Streptophyta; Magnoliopsida; Solanales; Solanaceae.
UAAUUGCAUUAUUCAAAGGUAAAAGUAAAACAUAUAAUAAAAUUUGAAAGUCACAUUGAUCCAUGCAUAUUAAUGGAGGAUAUUAAAAGAAGGAAAGGGAAGAGAAAAUUAAGGAGAAUUUCUUAAAGACCUCAAUGUGCGUGGCUACGUUCCAACUUUAUAUUAUAUUAUAUCACAAUUAUCACUAUAAUAUCAUAUUAUGAAAUUUCUCCGCAUUUAAUUAGAUUCAAUUCAUAUACAUAUAUACAUACAUCGCGUUUAAAAGAUGAGUAACGAAAGAUCUGCCCCUAGUUUGAAUGAGAGGAUCCUUUCAUCUUUGUCCAGACGAUCUGUUGCUGCCCAUCCUUGGCAUGAUCUCGAGAUAGGACCUGAAGCUCCCAAUGUUUUCAAUGUGAUUGAGAUAACAAAAGGAAGCAAAGUUAAGUACGAGCUUGACAAGAAAACUGGUCUCAUUAAGGUUGAUCGAGUGCUGUAUUCAUCGGUGGUUUACCCUCAGAACUAUGGAUUCAUUCCUCGAACGCUAUGUGAAGAUAAUGACCCCAUGGAUGUAUUAGUCCUCAUGCAGGAACCUGUCCUCCCAGGCUGUUUCCUUCGAGCUAGAGCCAUCGGACUAAUGCCUAUGAUCGAUCAGGGAGAGAAGGAUGAUAAAAUCAUAGCAGUGUGUGCUGAUGAUCCAGAAUAUCGACAUUAUACUAACAUCGACCAACUUCCUCCUCAUCGUUUAGCUGAAAUUCGCCGCUUCUUUGAAGAAUACAAGAAGAAUGAGAACAAAGAGGUUGCAGUUGAUGAGUUUCUGCCCCCAAAUACUGCUGCUGAGGCCAUCCAGUACUCUAUGGACCUUUAUGCUGAAUACAUAUUGCAGACGUUGAGGAAGUAAAUUGAUGUUUUUACAGAAGAAUAUAUCGGAAGUGAAUAAUAUUGUCACAAAUCAUUUUAAUAAUUUUGUUUUUUCUACUUUUUUUUUUCCUAAAUCAAUGCAUGUAUUUCUUAUUGAUGUAUUAAUUCCAAAUUUCACUAUAUAUUGCAGUUGUUUUGAGUUAAAAAUCUCUUGACUUAAU